This is a messenger RNA of Paramecium tetraurelia, 1287 nucleotides long. RefSeq lists its product as uncharacterized. Gene Ontology annotation, molecular function: serine-type carboxypeptidase activity. The transcript is spliced from 3 exons. Lineage: Eukaryota; Ciliophora; Oligohymenophorea; Peniculida; Parameciidae. Gene Ontology annotation, biological process: proteolysis. The record is from RefSeq and is a predicted model, not a curated record.
AUGAUCUAUCUAAUAGUCGUAUUUUUAAUAUAGUUUAAUUGUUAAAGGAUAGAAUCAAGGGAUCAAACAUUGUUUUAUAAGAAAUUGAAUGAAAAUGUAAACUUUUAUUGCGAGACUGGUUACAUAGAAGUUGAGGAUGUUACUCACUCAGAAAAUAAAUUAUUUUAUCAUCUUUUUUUAAAGUAAGGAGUAGAGUCCUUAGAACAAGUAAAAAAAGAUGAUACCUUUUUAUUAUGGAUCCCUGGAGGCCCUGGUUCUGCAGCUACGAAAUAUGCAUUUAAAUACACAGGACCUUUCAAAGUGACUGAGGGGAAGUUGAUUUUAUGGGAUUACCUAAUUAAUGAACACUCUCAUGUAUUGUACAUAGAUAUGCCCUUUGGAUCAGGAUUCAGUUAUUCUACAAAGAAAUAUGUAGUAAAUACUACGGAAGAAGCUGCAGAUUAUAUUUUAUAGUUCAUUGAAAUAUUCUUGGAUUCCCACAAGAUUUUCAAACAGAUUAAUUUCCAUGUAGUUGGAAUCAGCUAUGCAGGUCAUUUUGUUCCAAGAAUUGCCACAAAGAUAGCGAAUUCUAAUUUGGAAUUGAAUUUUAGAGGAGUGUUUAUUGGAGGUUCUUGGACUGAAGCAUUAUCACAAUACAGAAAUUAAGCAACAACUUUGAUUUCCUAUGGUCUGAUUGAUUAAUAUCGCUUUGAGUUUAUUAGAAAAAUAGAAGCGAUCUAAUAGAAUCUCAUGAUGGAAGAGAAAUAUUAUGAGGCAGCUACUAGCACAAUUGAUAUAACAUUUGAUUUGGAUUUCUUGGAAUACUUUGAUCCUGAUAAUGUGUAUAAGCAUACUAAUGACCCGAAUGACAACUCUUAUAUCCAAUUUGUAAUUGGAAAUAAGCAACAAUAUGGUAUUCCUUCUAAUAUUGCAUUUAAUCCAUCCAAUUUUACAAUUUUGCAAGCAUUCUAUGCGGAUACUUAUAUGAGUUACUUAAGCGACAUUGAAUAAUUAUUGCAGAAAGGGAAAGUGAUGCUAUAUAAUGGAUAAUUUGAUUAUAAUAUAAGUCCAGCUGGAGUAUAGGUCAUGAUAAAUAAUAUUAGAAGUGAGGUUGUGUAGUAAUGGAAAAAAGAGCACAAGAACCCAUUUUUCUAUAAACAAAAAUAAACUCAAGAGUUAUUGAUAGGGGGGACAGUUAAAUACUACAAAAAUUUCGCAUUUGCUAUUGUAUAUUAAGCUGGCCAUUUAACGCAACUUGAUUAACCUGGAUCGGCCUAUUAAUUGUUAAAAUAUUAUUUAGAUUUCUGA